UGACCUGUAAACACACUAACCAGCAUCACUUUCGUCUAAUUCAGUUACCCAGCAUCACAAACAAUUCGAAGGAAAUCAACUUCAUCUGCAUCGGCAAAACAAAAUAUUUACCCGCAGCGAAGAUGGCUAUUUUUAGAGGGGAUUCCCAGUCACGUGAUCCGGAUUACCGUGACGUCAUUUUCUCCAGCGUGUCCCGCGCAAGGUGUUCCGAGUGUUGUCAGCAGGUGUGCGUGUAGAAUAUGACAACGGGAUACCAGCUUGCAUCAGUGCUAGAAACAUAAACACACAUAUCGCUCCACGCUGGAACCUAGCCGUCUAUAUAAACCAGGUUCAAUAAGACUGAAACAUUCACACUCUGAUCGAGACAACUGGAGACGACAUUCCCAUCGAUCAACACUGAGUACUGUUUUAGACUUUGAAUAUCACUUUCUUUCACAACUCGCGUCAAAACAAAACAGCCAUGGGUGUUAUCUUGGAUAAACUUGCUGACUUCACAGGCCUAUUCUCCGGGUUUACCAGAGACCCAGCUAGAAUUCUGAUGGUCGGACUCGAUGCUGCCGGUAAGACGACGAUCCUGUACAAGCUAAAGCUGAACGAGGUCGUCUCCACAAUCCCCACCAUCGGCUUCAACGUGGAGACCGUCAGCCCCUGCAAGGGCGUCAACUUCACCGUGUGGGAUGUCGGCGGUCAGGACAAGAUCAGACCCCUGUGGAGACACUACUUCCAGAACUGCAGUGGUAUCUUGUACGUGGUUGACACCAACGACAGGGAGAGGUUUGCCGAGUCACGAGAUGAACUGAUGAACGUCAUCGACAGCGACGAGAUGAGAUCCGUUCCUGUCGUCGUCCUGGCUAACAAGCAAGACUUGCCAGCUGCCGCCAAGUUGUCGGAAGUAGUGGACGCCCUUCACCUUCAGAAGUUGACGGACCGGAAGUGGUACAUCCAGGGGACAUGCGCAACGACCGGGGAAGGACUGUUUGAGGGUCUGGAGGAAAUGUCCAGACUGGUGAAGGAUUUCAAACAGAGCAGGAGGAGAUUCAGAGUGGGAACGGACAACGGACUCUUUGUUAUUCACUUACACUGUUUCUACAGAACGGGACACAUUUCAAGGAACAUUCAUCGUGUUCAGGUGAUAUUUUGUGAUAUCGCUAUGGGUUUGUUACUAUCACGGCUUAUGCAGAUCUACAGUGAGUUUUCAUCGGAACCAGCUCGGAUCCUGAUGCUGGGACUGGAUGCAGCAGGUAAGACGACCAUCCUGUACAAGCUGAAGCUGAACGAGAGCGUGUGCACCAUCCCCACCAUCGGCUUCAACGUGGAGACGGUCAGUCCGGUGAAGGGCGUGACGUUCACGGUGUGGGACGUUGGGGGCCAGGAGAAGAUCAGACAGCUGUGGAAACACUACUACCUGAACACACAAGGUCUGAUCUACGUGGUGGACAGCGCAGACCGUCUGCGCAUAAAGGAAGCCAGGUCGGAGCUGCACGGAAUCUGCAGUACGCCGGAGAUGGUGGGGGUACCGGUGGUGGUGAUCGCCAACAAGCAGGACUUGCCAGGUGCCCUUAAACCAUCGGAGGUCGUCGAGGAACUUGACAUGAGGGACCUCAGUGACCGGAAAUGGUACAUACACGGCGCAUGCGCACCAAAUGGAGAAGGGUUAUUGGAAUCAGUGCAGGAAAUGUCGCGACUCGUGAAAGACUUUCAGAAAGCUCGUCGACGAUGACAGGGGACGUUCCACAACACCAAGCAUAAUAAAGAAUCAAAACAGCACAAUGAACAAGUAUGUGGUAAACAGGGCCCUGCUCCCCGUCUGAAGUUCAGCGAGACACCAUAUAAGUCGAGAGGAUAAGUUCUGGUGCGAGUCAGUGCGUCUGCCUUCCCGUAGGUUACUUCAUUUGGGAGACAUACUUGAACUCGUUCUUAAAGGUUCUCACAGCGCUGGCAAUUCAAGGUUCUCACAACGCUGGCAAUGUGAAGUUCAAAUUUCCUUGGAUAUUGAAAUCACCGAAAAGAUCAUGUGAGUGAGUGUUGUGUGACGCCGCAUGAGCGGUUAUGUAGCCAUUGGCGGUGAACUGUGUCUGAAAUUAGACUGUGAUAGCUCAGGUACGUUAAGAUUGAAACUCUUCAGAAAUCAACGAAUGACUUUAUUUACAGUGUCAUAGAUUCAUUUUUAUUUUGUUGUGUAUUUUUUAAUAUGUUGUAAAUAUUGUUUGUAUUUGUUGUUUAUAAUAAAAACGUAUUUCAAACA
This is a messenger RNA of Haliotis rufescens (red abalone), 2245 nucleotides long. RefSeq lists its product as uncharacterized. The transcript has 8 exons. The record is from RefSeq and is a predicted model, not a curated record. Gene Ontology annotation, molecular function: GTP binding; GTPase activity. Gene Ontology annotation, cellular component: cytoplasm; plasma membrane. NCBI's taxonomy places the organism in Eukaryota, Metazoa, Mollusca, Gastropoda, Lepetellida, Haliotidae. Bases 461 to 1720 code for a protein of 419 amino acids. Gene Ontology annotation, biological process: vesicle-mediated transport; intracellular protein transport.